Messenger RNA from Dermochelys coriacea (leatherback sea turtle), 1197 nucleotides. RefSeq names its product microtubule-associated proteins 1A/1B light chain 3C-like. Lineage: Eukaryota; Metazoa; Chordata; Testudines; Dermochelyidae. Gene Ontology annotation, molecular function: ubiquitin protein ligase binding. The record is from RefSeq and is a predicted model, not a curated record. Bases 28 to 414 code for a protein of 128 amino acids. The transcript has 4 exons. Gene Ontology annotation, cellular component: cytosol; autophagosome membrane; autophagosome. Gene Ontology annotation, biological process: cellular response to nitrogen starvation; autophagosome assembly; autophagy of mitochondrion.
AGCGAGGCCCGCUCAGUGCCCUAUAGGAUGCUGCCCGUUACCAGCAACCGGGAGCCCCGCGCUCCCUUCAAGCAGCGGAAAUGCUUCGCUACCAGGAAACGUGAAGUCUCCGCGGUCCGCUCUAAAUUCCCCAGCAAACUCCCGGUGAUCCUGGAGCGGUACCCCAAGGAGAAGGUGCUGCCAGCUUUGGAUAGGACCAAGUUCCUGGUCCCCCAGGAGCUGACCAUGGGGCAGUUUGUGACCAUUAUCCGGAACAGGAUGUCCCUCAGCUCCACCCAGUCAUUCUACUUGCUGGUGGAUGGUAGCCGGAGCCUGGUCAGCAUGUCGCUCACCAUGGCUGAAGUGUACACACUGAACCAAGAUGAGGAUGGGUUCCUCUACAUGACCUACGCCUCCCAGGAGAUGUUUGGCUAGGGCUGCUGGUUGCCUUGGACUCCUACUCCUCUGAAAGGAGCCAUCGUUGCCCAUUCUAAUGUUGCUGCUUAGUAAAUGGUGUGAUCCCACCCCCUCCAGUCAGAGUAGGAAUGACAGUCAGUGGGGUAUCUACCCUGGUGUGCUGAGACACCAAGGAACCUGCCCAUUUCCUCCCUUCCCCAAGUGGGCGUCUGAAUAGACUUGCUCCAAAGGGAAAGAUCUGACUUCAGAGUGAGCGUGCCUUUAGCCCAGAGCAGAUGCCUUUACCUUGCGGUGCCCAUGGGAUGGUCCUUUCUGUGUUGUGGGGAUAGUCACACCUGCCAGCCUCUUGCACUGGUGCCAGUGUGAUUCAUCCUACUGUAAGACCAACAAGAUCCCACUGCUUAAGGGUGGAGUUGGAGGACACUGCUUGGUGCUGGCUCCAAGCUCCUGCUGCACCACCUGGGUCUGGAAAAGGCCAUCCUGUUCCCUCUGACCUUGGGAUAGAGCUCACAUGGUGGUAGUUAACUUUUGGAAUAAGAAGUAAUCUUCCAGCAAUUUUCCUAGCCCCAAUGCUGACCACUGGAGACCCUUGUCCUCCCAGAGCCGGGGGAGAACCUCCUCCUCAAGGGCAGCCCUAGCUGUGGGGUAGACUGGCUCUCUUGUAAGGGAGAUUUAGUUGUGCAGGAGGGAAGGUAACCCUGCACAUGGAAUAAGCACCAUCUGGCCUUUAGACUGCAUGUGUCUUCCCUUUAGAAGCACACCCUGUAGCCACCAGUCAACCCUGUUAAAUGUUUCUGUAAA